GUUGUUUCCGUUGGGUGCAACAGAAAAGGUGAAACUCCAGUUCUUUAUUUCUUAUCACUUUCCUCAGAUCUCUCUCUUUCUUACUCAUCUUCCUUUCUUCUCCCCAAAACCAUUUUCAUUCUUCAACUCUGUCACCAAAACAACCCAACCCAACCUUAAUUCCCACAAAAACGGAACCCAUUCAUUUCCGAAUCUGCUUCAACUCUUCAAGUUCACUCCUUUGACUUUGGGAUCAUAUCACAAUGGGUCUCUGCACUUCAAAGCCUCAUGCAAAUCCCACACUCUCCUCUUCUCCCAAUUCCAACCCCCACUUCACAGACACCAAUGCCGACGAACAAUUACCCAAAAAUCCUAUUCCUACUCCAAAAAAAUCUCCCCUUUUCCCGUUCUACACUCCGAGCCCGGCCCACCACUUUUUCUCCGGCAAGUCUCCGGCGCCGGCGACUCCCCGGCGGUUCUUCAAGCCUCCGUCGCCAGCGAAGCACAUUCGGGCCGUGCUGGCCCGCCGUCAUGGGUCUGUUAAGCCCAACGAAGCUAGCAUCCCGGAAGAUGAAGUGGUUGCUCUUGACAAGAACUUCGGAUUCUCGAAACAGUUUGAGCAAAAGUUUGAGGUUGGGGACGAGGUUGGACGAGGACACUUUGGUUAUACUUGUGCUGCCAAGUUCCUUAAGGGCCAACUCAAAGGCCAACACGUCGCCGUCAAGGUCAUCCCUAAAGCCAAGAUGACAACUGCAAUUGCAAUUGAGGAUGUGAGGAGGGAGGUGAAGAUAUUGAGGGCUUUGACAGGACAUAAAAAUCUGAUUCAGUUCCACGAUGCGUAUGAGGAUAAUGACAAUGUCUACAUAGUAAUGGAGUUGUGCGAAGGAGGGGAGCUUUUGGACAGAAUAUUGUCGAGAGGAGGAAAAUACACUGAGGAAGAUGCUAAAGCUGUCAUGAUACAAAUACUAAAUGUUGUUGCGUUUUGCCAUCUACAGGGUGUUGUGCAUCGUGAUCUCAAACCAGAGAAUUUCCUAUUCACAUCAAAAGAAGAGAACUCUGAGCUGAAGGCCAUUGACUUUGGAUUGUCUGAUUUUGUCAAACCAGGUAUUUUCGGAGUCCUUUUAUGCAUUCUGCCUGUUUUUCAGUCCACUACUGUUUGGGUUAAAAUUAUAGUUUUUCAUCGCCUUACAGAUGAAAGGCUUAAUGACAUUGUUGGUAGUGCAUACUACGUGGCUCCUGAAGUUUUGCAUAGAGCUUACAGUACAGAGGCUGAUGUCUGGAGUGUUGGUGUGAUUGCUUAUAUUUUACUAUGUGGCAGUCGUCCAUUUUGGGCACGGACUGAAUCUGGGAUAUUCCGUGCCGUAUUGAGAGCUACUCCAAGUUUUGAUGAACCUCCAUGGCCUUCUCUAUCAGAUGAGGCAAAGGAUUUUGUUAAGAGACUUCUAAAUAAAGAUCCAAGGAAAAGAAUGACUGCAGCGCAGGCAUUGAGUCAUCCAUGGAUUAAAAAUUAUAAGGACGUAAAAGUGCCUUUGGAUAUUCUAGUGUUCAAGCUCAUGAAGACAUACAUGCGUUCCUCCUCUCUACGAAAAGCAGCUUUAAGAGCUUUGUCUAAGACAUUGGCUACCGAAGAGCUGCAGCAUUUGAAGGAGCAGUUUGCACUUUUAGAGCCAAACAAAACUAACACUAUUAGCUUGGAAAAUAUCAAAGCGGCCUUAAUGAAAAAUGCAACAGAUGCCAUGAAGGAAUCACGCAUUCCAGAUUUCCUGGCAUCACUUAAUGCAUUGCAAUAUAGAAGGAUGGCUUUUGAUGAGUUCUGCGCAGCUGCACUUAGUGUUCAUCAGCUUGAAGCACUUGACCGGUGGGAGCAACAUGCACGCUGUGCCUAUGAACUUUUUGAAAAGGAUGGAAACAGAGCUAUAGUCAUUGAGGAACUGGCUUCGGAGCUUGGGCUUGGUCCAUCUGUCCCUGUUCAUGCUGUUCUUCACGACUGGAUUAGGCACACUGAUGGAAAGUUGAGCUUCCUUGGAUUUGUUAAGUUAUUGCACGGUCCAUCUCGAAGUCUUGCAAAACCUCACUAGCAUGUUUAGUGCGAUGGAAAGAUCAAAACGUUAUACUCAUGAUAAUCAACCUGACCAAUCAAACUGGUCCACACAUCACAGUAAAGGAUAUCUUCCACUGUUGAAUUAUACUCAACAUAAAUCAUCUGGGAUUCUGUCCCUCGUUUUAUACUGGAGCCCCUCUACACUUGAAGCCGGAGUAAAACUUGCUUCUACAGGCAUUAAAUUAUGUUUUCCACUGUAAAGUUGUAUUAUGUUUAAGGUGGAGAGGUUUUAAUGUUUUGUGGUUGUUGUAGAUCAUCUUACUCUUGAUAUUCUAACAUGUUUUGAGAUUCACAA
Vigna angularis (adzuki bean) is the source of this 2375-nucleotide messenger RNA. RefSeq names its product CDPK-related kinase 5. The transcript has 10 exons. Gene Ontology annotation, biological process: intracellular signal transduction; peptidyl-serine phosphorylation; protein autophosphorylation. Gene Ontology annotation, cellular component: nucleus; cytoplasm. Lineage: Eukaryota; Viridiplantae; Streptophyta; Magnoliopsida; Fabales; Fabaceae. Bases 243 to 2057 code for a protein of 604 amino acids. The record is from RefSeq and is a predicted model, not a curated record. Gene Ontology annotation, molecular function: calcium-dependent protein serine/threonine kinase activity; calcium ion binding; ATP binding.